GUUGAAAGCAUUUGUGAAAAUAAAAUUUUGAUAAUAUAGAAAUAAAGUUCAAGAACAAAUAAUGAAAGGUGUCUUUAUUUUACUGGUGGUCGUAUGUUCGGCAUUUGCGACUCCUACUUGUCCAAAAGAAAAUCCCUUAGGCGAAGAUGUUCUCUUAUCUGCAGAAGAUUGUCAACAUUUUUAUAAAUGUGAUAACGGAAAAGCGUAUUUAAUGGAAUGUCCAGCAAACGAAGAAUGGGGCCAAGAACUUCAACGUUGUGAUUGGCCAGAAGUUGCCCAAUGUACACUAUCGUCAUCAAGUCCUACACAAACAAGCCCCACGCCUACUCCAUCAGAAAACCCAUCACCAACACCAACGACAGCAACGCCAAAGCCAACCACACCUGCUUAUGUUAACUGUCCACAAGAAAAUCCUAUUGGAGAAGAUGUUCUUUUACCUGCUCCAGAUUGUCAACACUUUUAUAAAUGUGACCAUGGCAAAGCCUAUUUAAUGCCGUGCCCAGCAAAUCAAGAAUGGAGUCAAGAAUUGAAACGUUGUGAUUGGCCCGAAGUUGCUCAAUGUACCCCAUCGUCAUCAAAUAUACCAAAUCCUAAGCCUACUACUUCCGAAACAACCUCAUCGAUAUCAACACCAAAACCCACUUCACCACCAAAUGUUAGCUGUCCUCCAGAGAAUCCCGAAGGUGAAGAUGUUCUUUUACCAGCUGAAGAUUGUCAACACUUCUACAAAUGUGAUCAUGGCAAACCAACUUUACAAGAAUGUCCGGAAAAUUUAGAAUGGAGUCAAGAACUUCAGCAAUGUGACUGGCCAGAAGUUGCUCAAUGUACACCAUCAUCAAAUACAACAAGUACCGCUCCUUCAUCAUCAACUGACACACCAACAGUAACAACUCCAAGAACACCAACAUCAAAACCAACAACACCAAAAAAUCCCAGUAAUAUUUGCCCAUCAGACAAUGGAGAAUAUGAAACUUUGUUACCAAUUCCUGGAGUAUGUGAUAAAUUUUACAAAUGUGAUUUUGGUGAUGCUAAAGUAGAAGAUUGUCCACCAGGUACCAAAUUUUCGCAUAUAAUGUUGCGUUGUGAUUUCCCUGAUGUUGCCAAUUGCGUAGAAGGUGUAACAGGAAUGGAAAGUUAAGAACCGGGUACUAUUUUAAUCGUAUUUCCGAGUAUUAUUAUAAUUUUUUUUUUAAAUCAUAUUUAUUAUUUUUUUUAUUAAAUAAA
This is a messenger RNA of Chrysoperla carnea, 1224 nucleotides long. Its product is annotated as probable chitinase 10. The record is from RefSeq and is a predicted model, not a curated record. The coding region runs from base 62 to 1138 and encodes 358 amino acids. NCBI's taxonomy places the organism in Eukaryota, Metazoa, Arthropoda, Insecta, Neuroptera, Chrysopidae. The transcript is spliced from 2 exons. Gene Ontology annotation, molecular function: chitin binding. Gene Ontology annotation, cellular component: extracellular region.